Molecule: messenger RNA, 591 nt
Organism: Trichosurus vulpecula (common brushtail)
Lineage: Eukaryota; Metazoa; Chordata; Mammalia; Diprotodontia; Phalangeridae
Product: coiled-coil domain-containing protein 83-like
Exons: 3
Coding region: 1-591 (196 amino acids)
Source: RefSeq, a predicted model, not a curated record
AUGACAGCCCAGUACUCUGUAAAUAACACAAAGCAGGAGAAGCCAGAGAACAUCAAUAAACACAGUAGUCAAGAAAUCUCGGGGAAUGUCUGGCUUAAAAAAAAAGUUGAACUUCGUAAGAAAGAAGUAACAGAACUGGAGGUUCCUAUUCACCAUCUUGAAGAAGAAAAUUUGCUGUUUAUAAGUCAACUAUUCAACUGCAGACUUGCAGAUCUCAAAAUAUCCAGACCUCUGUUUCUUACCCAAGCAGCUGGCCUAGGAGAGCAAAAAGAUUUUCCUGAGGAAAUGCAGUCAGAAUCAGAAUCCUUAACAAACAAACAAAAAAAUGAGAAAGAGCUUUCCUUGUUGAAUAGAUUGUCCUUUCUUUAUGACGAUGCUAAUGAAAAUGUAAGUAUCAGAUUUAGUGCUUCUGAUCUAAGUUAUUUGCUUUAUGAAGAUGAAAAGGAUUUCAAGGAAUAUACCGAACUGGGCCCACUGGAGGUGAAGCUUACCACUAUAGAGGGACAGAAAAAGCCUAUUCAUGAAGAAGUGCAAGAAAUGACCAAGAAAGACUGGGAAGAUGCUUGGAAAACAGAAUUUUGUCACAUGUAA